UCUGCCGGCGUUCACACGCCUGCCUCAAUUCCUUACUGCGACCUUUGCUUCUUCGGGUUCUCCUCACUCCAGAAUCGCCUCUUUAGAAAUUCACUUAAUCUCUGGCUUUCCCAUUCCCACACCCUCUCACUGAUUAGUUUCUUGCACCACUGGAAGUUGAAAAAUUCUGCAGAGAGGAAAGGAAGGGGCUGUAGUAGAAACAAGCAAAGCUCAUUCCCUGGAGGGCCUCCUGAAAAAGGGUAAUUGCCGGCCUUAGGUCGGCUACCAAAAUAAGUAAUUUUCCUCCCACCCUCAGAGCUUCAGUUGCUCUUUCACUUCCCAAUUCCACAAGAGCACUGGGCGGCAGAAUUAUGGAGAAGCGCCUGCAGGAGGCUCAGCUGUACAAGGAGAAAGGGAACCAGCGUUACCGGGAAGGGAAGUACCGAGAUGCUGUGAGUAGGUACCAUCGAGCUCUGCUUCAGCUGCGGGGUCUGGAUCCAAGUCUGCCCUCCCCGAUACCUAAUCUAGGACCUCAGGGCCCGGCUCUCACACCUGAACAAGAAAACAUACUGCACACCACCCAGACAGACUGCUACAACAAUCUAGCUGCCUGUCUCCUUCAGAUGGAGCCAGUAAACUACGAACGAGUGAAAGAGUACAGUCAGAAAGUCCUGGAACGACAACCUGAUAAUGCCAAGGCCUUGUAUCGGGCCGGAGUGGCCUUUUUCCACCUGCAGGACUAUGACCAAGCUCGGCAGUACCUCCUGGCUGCUGUCAAUAGGCAGCCAAAAGAUGCCAACGUCCGGCGGUACCUCCAGCUAACACAGUCAGAACUCAAUAGCUACCACCGAAAAGAGAAGCAGCUCUACAUGGGCAUGUUUGGUUAAGAGAGAAGAAUGGUGCUUCUUCACUUGAACUUAGGUGAACCAUUAAAGACCCAUCAAGUGAAACCUGAGCCUCACAAGAGAAAUUAACCCCAUACCUCCGACCCAGGUGGAUUUCUGUCUAGUUUCUAGUUGUGCACAAACUCUUAACUGCUUACACAGUCUGCCUUUUUUAGUUUGUCUAUAUAUUUGUAUAGCUUUAAAUACAUGGUAUUCCUGGGGACAUUUGCCCUGAGAAGUAACAACCAGAAAACAUUCAUCAGUGAUGGGUGGAAUUAACGACAUCCUUGGCACAGACUUCAAUGAUUAAUAUUGUUGGAUAUAUUCAUGCACAGAGAGGACUAGCAGAGGAGGAAAUGAUGAUAGAAAGGAGUUUCUUCCUCUCGUUUCCUCAGAUGUGCGAAGCCAGAGUUACACAGGCCAUAACUGGGCGAUAUAUAUCUUUUGUGAAACUAGACAAUUAUAACUUGGGCCCGUAUGUCUUAAAAUGAAAGAUUGGAAAUUAACUAUGUUUGAGGAAAGUAAUUCCUUAUUCUUCUUAAUAUUCCACACACAUUCAGAGUUUUUCCCCCUCUACAAAAGUAUCUGGUUCCUGUUGUUUCUCUUGGUAAUUUCUAGUUGUUGCUGUUGUUUAUAUUCAGCUCAUUGAUAUAGUAGACUUAAUUUUUCGUUAAACUCUUCUAUUUAAAGAUCUCUGGAGUCAAGUGUUUAAGUAUUUGCUAACCCUUCAGCCGUCAUGCUACAAAAACACCCAAAUAAACAUUUUAAUUUUUAAUAAGUGCAUAGCUAUAGUACACUUGUCUCUCUAAAGCACUUAGAAAGACAGAUUGCUAAGUCUUCUAGGAACAAUACCAUAAAAAAGCAGAAUGAAAACAUAAAUCCGUUCUUUGCCUGUCACCUUGUAUUUUCCCAGAGCACGGUUCUUUUACAGAGGAGGAAAACAGUGAGGAAAGGUUCUCCUUUCUUAGUGCCUUUUAAGCCCUCUUUAAAACUUCCUGGAAGCUGUGUUGGGCCUGAGUUCAGGCUGCCGACCUGAGGCAGUCAGGGCUCAGCAGGGGGCUCCAACCGCGGGCGCUCCCCUGCCAUUCUGCUCACUUGCUAGGAACACUGUCUGCAAUGUGUGAGUCCUAUGGAGUAGACGACACCGUAUGGCACUGCCUCUGCCUUUAUGAGUGGAGGUGAUAACGAUAAGCGUGUGUUGUUAGCCAUCAUGUAACCGCAGGCAGAUUUCAGAAAGAAAAACCUUUGUCUUGCCAAAUGUUCAAGUUCUGCUCCCUUUAUCAGUAACGCCUUGUCUCCCAAUGAACUAGGCUCCUCUUUAUGUGUCCCCAUACCCUUAAAUAAGGCAACCAUCAGCGUACAACAGAAGGUUUUUCUAAUAAUCUUAAUGAAGUGCAAGGAUAGAACUAACAAAAGUAGAAUAUUUUAUUCUUCUUCCAAGUCUCUUAAGUUUCUAAGUCUAGAUUGUUGACAAAAUUUUGUCACCAUUGCAUUUUUGGUUUGUUUUGGGCUUGUUUUGCUUUCUGAUUUUGUGUGUGUGUGGUUAUUUUUCCCCCCAAGACUUAAUGUUAUAGUGAGCUAUCUUCUGCAUCAA
Messenger RNA from Pteronotus mesoamericanus, 2457 nucleotides. RefSeq names its product tetratricopeptide repeat domain 9C (gene TTC9C). Lineage: Eukaryota; Metazoa; Chordata; Mammalia; Chiroptera; Mormoopidae. The transcript is spliced from 3 exons. Bases 351 to 866 code for a protein of 171 amino acids. Gene Ontology annotation, molecular function: protein binding. The record is from RefSeq and is a predicted model, not a curated record.